Messenger RNA from Chinchilla lanigera (long-tailed chinchilla), 1182 nucleotides. RefSeq names its product spidroin-2-like. The record is from RefSeq and is a predicted model, not a curated record. Lineage: Eukaryota; Metazoa; Chordata; Mammalia; Rodentia; Chinchillidae.
UGCAUCCGGAGGCGGCGGGGCCGGGAGCGGCCUGUCCGCAGGCCCGGGGUCGCAAGCGCGGCGCUGGCGACCGCACAGGGACGGGAAGGCCACGGCUUCCCCUUUAGAGCAGGACCCGCCGGCCCUGAGCUCGCCUCAAGGCCAAGGCCUGGAGAGCCGGCGCCGCCCCCGGGGCGACAAGCCCGAGGGCCCCCCCUGUGGGGCCGGCGGGGCCGCGACGGCGAAAACGGGGCGGCCGUCCCUUUAAGAUGAGGCCUCAAGUUGUCCAGCCCCCGGCCCCUUUAAGGCGACCCGACUGUGUCCGGCCGGCCUGGUGCGGUAGCCGCCCCCUGCCAGGGGUCGAGGCAAGUCUCCCCGAGGAAGAGGAAGGGCCACCCCUUUAAAAGGGGCCGAAAGCUCGACCCGAAACGCAAACCUCCCCUUUAAAAGUGUCUCAAGUCCUCCGGUUAAAAGAGGCCACCCCUUUAAGGAGUCCAGAAUCCUUCAAACAGCAAGCCGUUCCUUUAAGGGUUCGCGAGUUAAGUUUCUAGUCCUCCACAAGCAGCCACUUCCCCUUUAAGCUGAAUUUAAAGGACUUGUAGCGUGGGCGGGGAGAAGAGGUGGGAAAUCCCACUCGCUCCAGUUCGCCCAACAGCCCAGUUCUCAAUUUGUCAGCUUCAGUACGACGGCUUCCCCUUUAAGGCUGGCGUCAAAGUCGGCCGAGUACGACGACUACCCCUUUAAGAAGAUUUAAAGGGGCUUCCUCCAAGCCCAGCUACAGCAGCCUCCGCCUCCGGUCGCCAUGAAAGGCGCGGAAGGGGGGCGGGGCUGCGGGGGCCAGCCCUCCAAAGCCCCGGAUGUGAGGCAACGGUGACGGGUAAAGCUUCUCUGUCCGCCGACAUAAAAGUCUCUUCCUGCUUUUCCCGUCUGUCUGACUUGUGCCUUAAGGGAUCCGGAACGGCCGUUGGGCACCGAAAGAACGCCAGCGCACCCUCCCGUCGUCUCCUUUGGAGUCUUGGGCCUCUUCUCCGCCUGGACUCUCUUGCCCCUCCUCCCUCUUCCUCCUCGGCCUACGCCUCCUUCCUUUCGCUGCCUCCGCCUACCCUCCGCCCCCUUCCCCCGGGCCGCUGCAGGCUCAGUCGUUGAUAGGGUAGGAAGCACUACACGUCAAAGUGAAGGGCGGGGUCAAACCCUGAGGAGGGG